ACAACUUGUGUCCUGCAGGCAGCCCACGGAGACCCCGUCCACAUCAAGCGGUCCGGAUUACUCCGUGGAAUCACCUCAGAGUGACUCCCCUGUAAGUGAUAUACUCAGACAAUGACAAACAGUUUAAAAAAUGUGUUUCAUUUUUUAACAAUAACUACAUUUUGUAUCUGUGUUGCAGGUGGAGCUGGAGGGUUGGGUGCGAUUGUGGGAAAACCCCAAUGGCGUCCCAUGUGCUGAUGUGUCCUGGCUGAAGGAGGACACUGAACGAGGCCUGUUCACCCCCGUUCAAAUGUUCAAGGACAGCACUGGCCAGUUGAAGAGGAGACGGGUGAUGAAAGGCGACCGCAUGUGGUUUUAUCCACCAGAACCUCCUGGCUACGUCAAGGGUGCUCUGCCAACUCCACACCUCUUUUUCCGGAGCCGCGUCUUUGUGUGGCGCCCUGUUGGAGUCUGGAGAUGCUCCCUGAAGUGUCCUCGUGGGGGUGACUGUGGGUUCAGGACAGAAUGUGCACCUCUACAAGUCUGGCUACCACCACCGGGUACAACUCACUUCCUUUGUGUUAAUACAAUAGAAGCAAAGAAAAUCAGAUGCUGCUAUAUGGAUAUUUUUAUCAUAAUGAUAUGUGCUUUAGGUACGCCACAUCUGUGACGUGUCCAGCUGGUACACAGUGUUCACUGAGGUCCUGUGCUGUGGACCCUGCACCAAGGCGGCAAGGAGCGGAGAAGGAAAAGUGGGCCGGUGGCUUGCGUGGGACCAGGCUAUUCUAACCCAACUCAGCGAGGCUCAUCAAGCUCAGUUCCCCGCCAUCCUGACCAGCAAGCGUGGUGUUGAUAAGAGCGUUGUGAGUCUUCUGAGGGACCGGACCGAAGGGAACACUAUGGUCAAGGUGUGGCGGCAAAUACAGGAGAACCAUGUUGAGGAGUACCUUCAGCAGAAGGACCUGUACACCACACUCCUCAUGACUAGUGGAACCGGGAGGGAUCGUCUCGUCGUUCCAGGCGCCACCUCCUCCAAGAGAGCUCCCCUCCGCACGGCUCUUGCGCCACGCCGUCCUGCUAGCAGAGGCCAACAAUGUGCAGGAUUACCGCAGCCAGAUCCUCUCCACUUUUGGCAUCGUGCUGAAAAUGGAUUCCACCAAGAAAGUAUGUUGAUCUAACCUUUUCCAUUAUGCCAUACUGUAUGAUGCAAAACAUGAUUAAAAUCACAAAUCACUAGAGUCUAUCAGAGGUCACAGUAUGAAACCUGACAUAUUGUUGCAGGUGGUGAAGAAGCUGUCUGGGGAAGGUCGAGGCUCAGCCGAGUGGUUCACCAGCAUCGGGAACGAACACUCACAGAUAGUUUCAUUUGUGCUGACCUGCGAGGAGUCCACUCCAAAGCUGACGCCAAUGUGCCGUGGAGUCAUGGAGCGGUUCCGGAUGGCGAACCAACCUGACCCCAAGAUCCUCUAUGUGGACCGUGGGUGUUGCCGGUCUCAGGCUCCAACAGCUUUGGAGACUGUUCAAGGCUUGGGUGGACCAUUGGAUGGUUGUACGCCUGGACAUCUUUCACUGGAUCCACCGGUUUGACGCAGCCAUACGGACAGAGGCUCACUGCAAGUAUGCCGUCUUCAAGUCUGCUGUCGCUGGUGCAGUGCUGGCCUACAACCGCUCGGACCUGGAGCUGCUCAUCAAAGCGGCCAGAGCCAAGGACCCGGACACUCUGAAGUCGGUCUCGGAUCACGAUAUUGUCCGCUGCUACAUAUCCAGGGAGCAGCUCAAGCACCACGUGAGGAGGGUCACACUUGGUGCCCAGGAGACUUUCCGGCUCAUCCACCUGGCCAUUGAGGAGCUGAAAGGUCCCGCUGGGCUGGACGAGAGCGGAGUGAGCCUCUUCAAAACACCUGGUACAAAACACCUCAUACACAAAAAGUUAUUAUACAUUAAUACAGAUAGUGUUGAACAUAACAAACUGUAUGCAUGUGUAUUUACAGAGGCCAUGGAUGAGAUGUGGGCAGCUCAGCAGCGACACCUGGAGUGCCUCCAGGAUCCACCAGACAUCAACAUGUAUCGGGUGGCACGGACCACAACCAUCAACAAUGUGGAUGUGCCCUAUUACAAAUGUCUGCGUGGAAGCAACAGUCUGGAAGGAUUUCAUAAAUCUCUGCCACACAUGAUUCCAGGUCCCCAUUGUGCAGCGCGGCCCUAUCAGGUUUACCUGUUAAGUGGCAUUGCCCGCUGGAAUGCAGACAGGAGCUCAGAUGCCGUGUUUGGUGGCAAAGGACGGCACCACAGGACCUACUCUGCCCCGCUCAUCGACCGCCUCAACACCCGCUGUCGGCAGCUGUUCGGAGAGACUGUGGAGGAGAAUUUCCGGGCCCCUGCGAAUGUUGCUUCAGAUGAGCUGCUAGGGUUGGAAUACCUGUUCAGCCAGAGCACGGGGGAAUCUGAACCCUUCUCUCUGAAGGACAUUGUCAAUGAUGGACCUGGUCCGGAGGAGGAGGUGGUUCAGUAUGGGCAGCCCGAUCCAGACCUCGAGGCAGACGAGGCGUACCAGAGCGACGGGGAAGCACAUGCCGAUGUGUUGGAUUGCAACCUGUCCCACAUUAAGCUCACCAACGAUGAAACCUCCACUGUUCACCCUCCGGCCUUUGAGGAUGCCUGCAGUCCAAACCCCCUUCCUGGCUUUGAACGGUUGGAAAAGUUCUGCUCUGGUGGAAAUUAGCCUGACAGAGGACAAGC
Molecule: messenger RNA, 2718 nt
Organism: Pseudoliparis swirei
Lineage: Eukaryota; Metazoa; Chordata; Actinopteri; Perciformes; Liparidae
Exons: 4
Coding region: 1448-2701 (417 amino acids)
Source: RefSeq, a predicted model, not a curated record